Adineta ricciae is the source of this 1431-nucleotide messenger RNA. NCBI's taxonomy places the organism in Eukaryota, Metazoa, Rotifera, Eurotatoria, Adinetida, Adinetidae. The record is from the annotation of a GenBank genome assembly.
AUGAUGCCAAGCCGACAAAAUCUAGCGGAACAAACAAGAUCUCUAAUCGAUUCUCUCAAUGCUCGGCAAACAGUAAUCUCAAAUCAGAUAAAAACAAUGACAAAUGACACUCCAGGUAUACUGAAGAAAAGCAAAAGUGUUACAUUUAUUGAUAAUGAACAAUCUGAUUCGAAAGCACUAUCUGAUCGAAUGCCACCAUAUUCGAUUUUAAAACAACCAGAUGAUUCCGACGAUGACACAUGUCCUCUUGAACCAUUUGUGGUGAACGUUCCGGAUAAUAUAUCUCGCGUGGAUAUUGAUCAGUACUUGGAAGAUGUUCAGGUUCAACGACGAAAAGGACUCAACUAUUCUUACAACACAGAAGAGGAAGAGACUGAUGAACAAGAGACGAUGAACAAUGAAUCUCCGAAGCAUUUGCCAAAGAAAAAUGAACCAUGGAACGAACUGAAGCAUUGGCAUUCUUUAUUCGAUGAGGGUAAUGAUCGGGAUGUUUAUUAUAAUACCCUGCGAACAGCGAGCAACCACUCAGAAGUUUGGACUACGGACAGUGUUGAGCAAAUCAAAAAACGUAUCAAAGACCGACAGAAUAUGCCUUUGAAGCAACAACGAAAAUCAACGAGCGUAUCACCAAAAAAACAAGCACAUCAACCAUUGGUGCACCCUCGUCAAAAAGUCCUACUCGGUUACGAUUUUGUGGCCGGUCUACUUGAUAAUGAGCGAUCAUCCGUAUUGACGAAUGAAAAUUCUUUAUCUGAUUCUUACAUAGAUGAAUUAGUCUCGUUUCGAAAGAAGAAUUUAGAUCAAUCAACAUCAUAUUCCUUAUCAAAUGAAGCAGACCUUGCGGAUUUUUCAAAAGAACUUGAACUCGUUCCACCGGAUGGUUAUCAACAUUCUCAUACUUGUAUACACAGUUUUACUGUCAAUGAUCGUCUUUUUACUGUUCCAACUAAUCCGGAUGUGAAUGGACAAAGUUGUUGUCCAAUUUGUUCAUCAGUACGCAAAGAUCCCAACGCUUGUGAACCACAAUAUGCACGUGUCAGCAUUCCAAAAUAUCGUGUCAAUACCAAUACUUACAAGUUCCGUCCACCCAAACGUGCUCAUCUAUCCGAUCUCUCAACAGACAGCGUUGCUCUCGCUAAUCACUGUUUGGCUGGUUUCAAUACUGCUCGAAUUGCUCCUUUGGAUAAAUCGGCUAAAAGUCUUGAUCUACGUACUGAUUCAGACACACAAUUAGAAUUAAGAAAAAUGUCGUUAGAAGAUGUUCAACGACUUGGUUCGAAUCAUGAUAUGUGCGAAAAUGAUCUCCGACGUCGAAGUACAGCACUUCGGUAUCAUAUGAACACGUUAUUUCAAGAACGCUUACGACGCUUACGUAAAACAACUGGCGCAGAUAAUAAUGCGAGUGUCAUUUCUCAAAUUGAUGUUCGUUAA